Strongylocentrotus purpuratus (purple sea urchin) is the source of this 1446-nucleotide messenger RNA. Its product is annotated as vicilin-like seed storage protein At2g18540. Gene Ontology annotation, cellular component: BRCA1-BARD1 complex. Bases 111 to 1304 code for a protein of 397 amino acids. The record is from RefSeq and is a predicted model, not a curated record. NCBI's taxonomy places the organism in Eukaryota, Metazoa, Echinodermata, Echinoidea, Camarodonta, Strongylocentrotidae. Gene Ontology annotation, biological process: protein ubiquitination. The transcript is spliced from 2 exons.
CCCGUUGAAUAUGUUUCGAUUGGAUAGGCCGCGUCCCUCUAUGUGCUAUACUUCAUCGCAGAGACAUCGCCGAAGCGAGGAAUGAAUUAAAGCAUCUCGGGAUCACUGAUAUGUACGAAGUAAAAAGAACUGCUGACUGUGAAUCAGAUGAGGAACAGUUCCAGUGGCUUGACCUUCUACAUGGAUGCCUUCACGAAGGUGACAGAGCAAGGUAUGAGAAACAGAUGAGCUCAUUGGUCGCAGAAAUGACGAAUAAACUUGAGUCUAAGCAACAGCAUGUAGACACUUUGAUGGCAACCGUAAGGGAGAAAGAGCGAAAUGAGUCGACUCUAACACAACAAGUUGAGAAGCUAAAGAAAGUAGGAGAAGAAAACAGAGCAAGAGCUGAAAAGGAGAAGCGCUCAUUGGCAGCAGAUGUGACGAAGAAACUUGAGUCUAAGCAACAACGCGUAGACACUUUGACAGAAAUCGUAGGAGAAAAAGAGCGAAAUGAGACGACUCUAACACAACAAGUUGAGGAGCUAAAGAGAGGAAGAGAGGAAGACAAAGCAAGAUCUGAGAAAGAGAAGCGCUCAUUGGCAGCAGAUAUGACGAAGAAACUUGAGUCUAAGCAACAGCAAGUUGACACUUUGACAGAAAUCGUAGGUGAGAAAGAGCGUAAUGAGACGACUCUAACACAACAAGUUGAGGAGCUAAAGAGAGGAAGAGAGGAAGACAGAGUAAAAGCUGAAAAAGACAGAGGAAGAUCUGAGGAAGCAAAGCGCUCAUUGGAAGAAGAAAUGAGGAAGAAACUCGAUUCUAAGCAACAGCAUGUAAACACUUUGACAGAAACCGUAGAGAACAAAGAGCGAAAUGAGACGACGCUGACACAACAAGUUAAAGAGUUAGAGAAAGGAAGAAAGCAAGACAGAGCAAGAUCUGAGAAAGAGAAGCGCUCAUUGGCAGCAGAUAUGACGAAGAAACUCGACUCUCAGCAACAACGCGUAGACACUUUGAUAGAAACCGUAAGGGAGAAAGAACGAAAUGAGACGACUCUAAGACAGCAUGUUGAAGAGCUAAAGAAGGAGCAUGACUAUAAGGAACAGCUUUUGGAGCAACUUGAGCGUGAGACCUGGAAGCUGAGAACUAAAAUUCAACUAGAAAGUGAGAUACGAUCAGCAGAGCAGAAGAAGAAAGCAGAGACACAUCAAUGGAGUUUCAUUCCUUGGGUGAAUUCUGGAAAACAAGCUCAGGGUGGCACAUCAUCUUUUGUGGAUAAUUCAACCGGAGGACUGGGAAGGAGUCAUAUAUUACAAUCAGGGUGAGAUGAAAUAUAUUUACUCUUAACAUGACAAUGGACGCAUUAUUUAUCUUAUUGUGACAACACUGUUAUGGAAUGUACUUUUGUGUGUUAAAUGAGUGGUGCUAAAAUGUCAAUAACAAUUAUACAAGUACGGCAGCGCUUAU